GCACAAAGACCUAAAAUUUAGAAAUUUGGAUGGUGGGUAAUGUUCAAAAUGGAAAGUAAGGUGACCCACUUCGCAAAUCUCUUGCAGACUUGCAUAGACAAGAAAGCCCACCUUAUUGGUAAGCGCCUUCAUGCUCAGAUCUUCGUUAAUGGACUGUUCUCAGAUAUCUUUCUGUCCAACAGGCUCAUUGAGUUUUACUAUAAAUGUGGCAAUAUUUUUUCUGCUCGUCAUGUGUUUGAUACAAUGCCUGGAAGAAAUGUUUAUACAUGGAAUGCCAUUGUCACUGCUUUCUGUAAAGCUGGUAACUUGCAGGAUGCAAUUCAAUUGUUUAUGGCAAUGCCAGAGAGGAAUACUGUCUCAUGGAAUACUAUGAUUAGUUCGCUCGUUCAAAAUGGGUUGGAAAGUGAGGCCUUGGAUUACUAUUGUAUGAUGCAUAGGGAAGGAGUUGUGCCUACCCAUUUCACUUUUGCUAGUGUUCUGAGGGCCUGUGGUAGUCUGAUUGAUGUACGUCAUGGUAGGAGAUGCCAUACUACUAUUAUCAAAGUUGGCCUGGAUCAUAACAAGUAUGUGGAAAAUGCCUUGGUGGGUAUGUAUGCUAAAUGUGGGAUUAUUGAUGGUGCAAUUCGAAUAUUUGAUGAAAUGUAUGAACCAAAUGAGGUUUCGUUCACGGCUAUGAUGGGUGGGUUAGCGCAAACUGAUCAUGUUGAGGAUGCUUUGAGAAUGUUUACUAAGAUGCAUAAGAUUGGGAUUAAAAUUGACCCUGUGUCCUUAUCUGGCAUACUGAGUGUUUGUGCCAGAGGAGAAAGUGAGCAUGGGGUCCCAUGUUAUGUCCAUGGACUGCAAGUACACUGUCUCACUAUCAAGCUUGGGUUGGAAUUGGAUCUUCAUGUGGGUAACUCGUUGAUUGACAUGUAUGCUAAGAAUGAGAACAUGGAGAGCGCAGAGAUGCUAUUUGCAAGUUUGCCGGAGGUUAACAAUGUUUCUUGGAACAUUUUGAUUGCUGGAUAUGGUCAGAUGGGGAGAAGUGAUAAAGCCAUAGAGUUGUUGGGAAGGAUGCAAAGACAUGGUUUUGAACCAGAUGAGGUCACAUAUAUCUGUAUGCUUGGUGCUUGCGUCAAGUCUGGGGAUAUGGAGACUGGCCGUCAGAUGUUUGAGAGGAUGUCAAUCCCAAGGGUAAGUUCAUGGAAUGCUCUACUCUCUGGGUACUCUCAGAAAGGAAAUCAUAAGGAAGCCUUGGAGUUCUUCCGGAAGAUGCAGUUUCUGAGUGUACAACCUGAUCACACUACUUUGGCUCUUGUUCUUAGCUCAUGUGCGGGAAUGGGAUUUCUGAAGGGUGGAAAGCAGGUGCAUGCAGUCUUGACUAAGGCAUCUUUUCAAACUGACAUUUUUGUUGCCAGUGGACUUAUUGACAUGUAUUCCAAGUGUGAAAGCAUUGAGCUGGCAAGGUGCUUUUUUGACAGAAUGCCUGAAAGGGAUAUUGUCUGUUGGAAUUCAAUGAUUUCGGGUUUUGCUCUCCAUUCUUUACACAGGGAAGCUUUUACUUUGUUUCAGCAGUUGCAAGAGAAAGGCAUGAGACCUUCUCAGUUCUCUUAUUCUAGUGUACUCAGUUCAUGUGCUAGACUGGCUUCUCUGUCCCAAGGGAGACAAAUACAUGCUCAGAUAGCAAAAGAUGGGCAUGUAAAUGAUGUUUUCGUGGGGAGUGCUCUGAUUGAUAUGUAUUCACGAUGUGGUGAUGUGGAUGGUGCUCGCCAGUUUUUCAAUGAGAUGACCAAUAAGAAUACUGUUUCUUGGAAUGAGAUGAUACAUGGGUAUGCACAGAAUGGGUGUGGGGAGAAAGCUGUUGACCUCUUCAAAGACAUGAUUCGAUCAGGUGAGAAACCUGAUAGUAUAACUUUCAUUGCUGUUCUUACUGCCUGUAGCCAUUCUGGGUUGGUUGACGAAGGGAUCAAAAUUUUCAAAUCCAUGGAACAAGAUCAUGGGGUGGAGCCAUUGGCAGAACAUUACACAUGCAUCAUUGACUCUUUAGGUCGCGCUGCUCGAUUUGGUGAAGCUGAAGUGAUUGUAAAUAAGAUGCCAUAUAAAGAUGAUCCAAUUAUAUGGGAGGUUUUGCUGAGCUCUUGCAGAGUUCAUGCUAAUGUCAACUUAGGGAAACAGGCAGCAGAGCAACUUUUCCGGUUGGACCCACAAAAUCCAGCUCCUUAUGUGCUUCUUUCCAACAUCUAUGCUGCUUUAGGAAGAUGGGAUGAUGCAUCAGCUGUUAGGGCGCUGAUGGGUGACAGAUACGUUGUAAAAUAUCCAGGUUAUAGCUGGAUUGAAUUUAAGAAUGAGGUGCAAGCUUUUAUGGUUGAUGAUGAUCUCAGUAAGGUCGAUGAUGGGAACCCCCUUUCUGUAGGGAUGAUACAAACUGCCUCAAGAGGUGGAACUUGUUCUACAUGAUAUUAUUUAGUGUGGAACAGCAGUCUGGACACCUGAUCUAACCUGUCUUGAGCUGGGUUUGAUGCCUACAUGAUGGCUUGUCUUUUCUCUCACCAUCCAAGGAAGAAUACUUUGUCUGUCAAGGAGGCAUUCAUCAGCAAUCAUGGCAGAGUCUGUGAGAUCCAACUUGGUCAAACCAGUGAUCUUUGUCACCAGAACACGACGUUUGGAUACGAGCAAGUUUGAAAAUUUGCAGAAUUUGUACUGUGGAGGCUUCCUUGGUGAGUCAAAUUGGAGAUUCAUAAAGAGGACCCUGCAAACAAUUGAGAAUAUUGGGUUUAGUUUCCCGAGGAAGGUUUUUGAAAGUAAUGAAUUCAUUUUGGCACCAUCAACUUUGAUAUAAAGAUAAAUAUGAGACAUUGAGCCUGAGGGAGACUGGAAGCUUUACAAGAGAUUGGAUGAACAGGAUGGGUCUACUACAAAACUCAUUGUUGGUGGUAUAAGAAUGGAAAAUCUAUAGAUGAGAAAGGAGUUGAAGCCCUCUUGGUUAUGAGGUUUCAAGUGAGGUGGAAAUUACAAAUUAGAGCUCUAUUAUAAGGAACCCAGUUGUUAUGAUUAGGAAUUGGCUCUCUUGUAUUAAAUGGGCCUGAAGGAAUGGUGCAGACCUGCUAGACAAAUGAUUAUCCUGCAACAUUCCAUUUUGGAGAAAUUGAAAGUGGGUUGACUACCUCUGAAUGCCCAGUCAAAAUAAACCAGAAGACUGGAA
Molecule: messenger RNA, 3181 nt
Organism: Telopea speciosissima
Lineage: Eukaryota; Viridiplantae; Streptophyta; Magnoliopsida; Proteales; Proteaceae
Product: pentatricopeptide repeat-containing protein At4g20770
Exons: 1
Coding region: 40-2436 (798 amino acids)
Biological process (GO): RNA modification
Molecular function (GO): protein binding; RNA binding
Source: RefSeq, a predicted model, not a curated record